GAAUCCUACCUAGUUCCGGUGUAUUUGGAAGGAAGACAUACCUUACAUAUUUUCUAUGUUUUAACCUUUGUAGACAUGGCAGAACCAGACGAAGGAUCAACAAACAAAGCAGAUAGUGAAUCUGAAGAUGAGUGUGAAGUUUUAGAAGAGAGCCCUUGUGGAAGAUGGCAGAAAAGACGCGAAGAGGUAGAGCAGAGAGAUGUCCCAGGAAUUGACAAUGCGUUUUUGGCAAUGGACACAGAGGAAGGAGUAGAAGUGGUGUGGAAUGAAGUGCAGUUUUCUGGUAACAGGAACUUGAAAGAGCAACAGACUACAGGUCCUGUGGCCAGUGCCCGGCGAAAAUCCUCCAUUCAGAAUGAUCUCCUGUUGAACAGUACACAUUCUCCGAAAGCUCGUCGACGAAAAUCCUCCAUUCAACCCGCCGAAUUCGUCUUUAGCGAGAAGAUAAGACAGGUGUUCAACAGUCUGAUUCAGCUGGACCACCCAAACAUUGUGAAGUUCCACAAAUACUGGACGGACACAAAAGAUGGGCGCCCAAGGGUGAUAUUCAUCACAGAGUACAUGUCAUCUGGCUCCCUGAAACAGUUCCUCAAGAAGACUAAGAAGAAUAACAAGACAUUCCAGCUCAAGGCUUGGAAGAGGUGGUGCACACAAAUUUUAUCUGCACUAAGUUAUUUACAUUCCUGUGACAUCAUACACGGAAAUCUGACCUGUGAUACAAUUUUCAUACAACAUAAUGGCCUCAUCAAAAUUGGUUCAGUGGCUCCAGAUGCAAUGCACAUAGUAAAAACUUACAGAAAGGACAUCAAAAACAUGCACUGUGUGGCUCCAGAAUACGAGGAUCCAUCUCGAUGCACAACUGCCAUAGACAUCUACUCAUUUGGGAUGUGUGCUCUGGAGAUUGCAGCCCUAGGAUUCCAAGGCAAUGGGGGAGAGACUGGCACCAACCAUGUCACAGAAGAGGCCAUUGAGAAAACACUGGCUUCCUUAGAGAACCCUUUACAGAAGGAUUUUAUCGCCAAAUGCAUCCAAAAAGAUCCAAAGAAACGUCCCCAGGCGAGAGAGCUCCUGUUUCAUGAAAUACUUUUUGAAGUCCAUUCUUUGGUGCUGCUAGCUGCACAUGCUAUUGUACACUCAUCUAUCUUGCCUGAAAACUUAACAGACCAAGCCAACAAGUACAAGUUGGAACCCAAUCAAGUGAUUGCUGAGAUAACGCAUCCCGAUGACAGAGAACCAGUAACGUGGAAGGUUGCACAGUGUCCGCCUUUGGAGAGGGAAAAAUUGUUGGAGGAUGUCAGAAAUGGCAUUUUUCCUCUCACCGCCUUUAAACUUCCCACACCUCCUCCCAAACCAAGGGCCAAAACUCCGGAGGUGGAGGAGCUGUCGAAGUCGGAGGACCCGGCCCCAGUGGAUGUGGAGAAUCGCCUGGUCAUGCAGUCCACAUGCUCCGUGAAGAAGACCGACGAAAUCGGCAAAUACAGCAUCACCCUUCAACUGAAAAUGGAUGACAAAAUGAAUAGACAGUUAACUGCCGAAGUCAGUAUUGAAGACACUCCAGAAAAUUUGGCUCAAGAGCUGGUACAUUAUGGAUUCAUCAAUCAGCGUGAUCGUGAUACCAUUACAAAGCUAAUAGAGGGCUCUAUUCCAUCAUCCGCAAUCCAGGAAAACGGUUUACCUGAAUGGAUAGCAACGGCCUGACAGCUCCAUGUGGAGAUCACGUGACAGUAAAAUGAGCCAAUCAAAACACUGACUAUGAUCAAUAUGGUCAUGUAAGGAACAAUCCCUUCUCAUUUGCUUCCCCAUCUCAUCAUAAUAAGAAAUAUACAUGUACGUUCUUGCCUGUGUACAUGUAUUAAAUAGAGGUUGGUGGCUGAGAGAAGUGGAUGCUACAGAACACAGUGAACAGGACUGAUAAAGGACACCCCGCCAUUGCAACGACGAGACAAUGAGAGUAAGGUGGCUUAGGUCGCCAUUUUAUGUUUGUCACAAUUUACCUGUUGCUGGAGUUUUUUAAUGAAUAAAGUAAGCUUUAAAAAAAGUAUGGAUAAGAUGGCAAUAAAUGAGCCAGACUAUGGCGGGUUUGGUGUUUUUUUUUAAACUUGAAAAGGAAUUUUGAAUGAAAAAAAAAAGGGCAACAUAUUUGAAAAAAGUAAUGAAUUUUUUUCCAUUUAAUAUUAUUUUUAUUUUGCAAUCCCUAUCAGCCAGUGUCAAUUGUAUACCUUAGGUUAUUAAGUUUUUAAGUUGAAUAAAAAGCAAAUGUUCAUUUGUGAUAGUACUCUACAUGAAAUACUUGUACUGCAAUACUAUGGUUCAGAUAACUGGAAGAAUUUUCAGUUCAUAUGUUGAAACUUCUUCUUUGAAAAAAAGAGGGAAAGCAUACAAGUCAACAUUUUCUUCAUAAAGGAUUUUGGAUGACUUGAAAAUUUAGACCAUAAUAAUGUAUGUUGAAAUUUGUUUUAAAGUGUGUUUACUUUUGUAAUUUGAAAUUUUUUUAAUGAUAUUGUAUACAUAAUUCUGUUCGGACAUACUUAACUCUUCUGCCAUAAGACUUUAAAUUGUAAAGUGCCAUAUAUUCACCCAACAAUUUUGUUAUGGUAUUUUUGAUAUCAUAUGUGUACUAAAAUAGAUGACUUUUUGUUUGCAAGAUCAGUGUUUAAAAUUUUGGUCAGCUGGUAAAAAAAAAAUUAUUUCAUUUAUUCUUAAAUUGCUUCGAAUUGUAAUUUGAAAAUGUUUCCGUCUAGUUUAUUCUUAAUUUUAAUCAAUUGCAUUUAAAUGUUUCAUUCAAAAAAUGAGUUCUUACAUUUUAUAUAAUUUAUGUUUGUCAGAAAUUAGUUGUGCUCAAUAUUUCAUAUCUCAAAACAUUUUCUCCAGAAUCAUUUGUAAUAUAUGAAGGGCAUUAAUUAAUAAAGUAUAUAAUACAUGUACUAGACAAAAUUUCAAUUGAGAUGAAUUGUAUUUAAUUGAAUAGUACAAUUUUUAUUUGUUUGUCAGAACUAAUCAUAUUUUAAAUUACUUGCUUUCUAAUUCAAAAUGACUAAGUGUUGGUCAUAUAAUGACCAUAAAUCAUUUUUGAGGUCAUUACUUAUCGAUGUACCGGUAACUUUUUUGUUUAUUUUAUGGAACUUCUUUUUAAUAUUAUUGUCACACAAUUUAACUUCAACAUGUUUUGGCAUUGUCAUAAAGCAAAACGGUUUAUUGCUUUAACUUGACAGUUCUAGGGAAUUCUUACUUGUCUCUUAAAAACACAAAUUAUCUUCUUAUUGAAAAAGUUAAACCACUAAAGCAUUAACUAUAUUUUAGAAUUCUAAUUUUUUUUAUUAAAUUUUGAACAAAAUUUUUUUCUUUAAAUCAUGACUGAAAAGUCCAUUUACUGUACACAUCUAACUGCGUAAAAGGAAUUUCUAACAUACUGUUUCAGAAAUGGGGAUUAAUAUCCAAUAUUAAAUGGUCGUAAAUAGGUACCUAGUAAUAACUGUUAUUGUUUACAUUAUACAUCCCUGGUAUUACAUUUUGCAGUGCUUUUGUAGUCGAUCAUUUUCUUGACCAAUAUUUGAUCUGAUGGAAUUCUCCGGUCUUGGCAUACAAUUCUCAUGUCACAUUUUGUUUUGUUGUUUUUGCUUUGUUAUUUUAUGUGCAAUGAUUUACAGUUAUUUUUAAAAUUCACAGUUACAAUAUGCAUUAAACUAAAGGAACAAUGAA
Messenger RNA from Magallana angulata, 3699 nucleotides. Its product is annotated as nuclear receptor-binding protein-like. Gene Ontology annotation, biological process: protein phosphorylation; endoplasmic reticulum to Golgi vesicle-mediated transport; intracellular signal transduction. Gene Ontology annotation, molecular function: ATP binding; protein serine/threonine kinase activity. The transcript has 16 exons. Lineage: Eukaryota; Metazoa; Mollusca; Bivalvia; Ostreida; Ostreidae. Bases 76 to 1698 code for a protein of 540 amino acids. Gene Ontology annotation, cellular component: endomembrane system; cytoplasm. The record is from RefSeq and is a predicted model, not a curated record.